This is a messenger RNA of Penaeus chinensis, 1698 nucleotides long. Its product is annotated as putative nuclease HARBI1. The transcript has a single exon. The record is from RefSeq and is a predicted model, not a curated record. NCBI's taxonomy places the organism in Eukaryota, Metazoa, Arthropoda, Malacostraca, Decapoda, Penaeidae. Bases 684 to 1196 code for a protein of 170 amino acids.
UAAUAAUAAUAAUAAUAAUAAUAAUAAUAAUAAUAACAAUAAUUAUAAUAAUAACGACAUUGACAAUGAUAAUAACAACAAUAAUAGUAAUAGUUGUAGCAGUAGUGCUAUUAUAAUGAAUCCUUAAAAUGAGACCUAUUAUUUCGUCUUCUACAAGUAGUGAUAGUUUUUUUUUGUAUAAUUCAUAAUCAUGUCUCUAAGCAUCAUUGGUUAUAUACAUUCUAGCGUAAGUGAUCGCUUCGUUUGAAUUGUAAGCGGAUUUCUUAGUGGAGUUGCUGGCAGGACUCAAUUACGUGAGGUAAUUGAUAAUAGCAUUUCCCCUCACAAUUUCAGUUAUGAUAUUUGCUUCAUCUAAAGUUCACAUUGUCAUCCGUUCACAGUAACUUUUUUUGUUUAUUCACUAUUAAUCACACUAAUACAAUGGGCGGUAUUCAUAAAGAAAAGGAUAUGCUUAUAUUUGCAAAAUAUGAAGGAAAUCCUUCUACUUGUAUUCAUAAACAUUUCAAGCAAAAGCUUCUACUUUUAGAGCAAAAGCAUAUCCUUAUAAUCACAUAAAAGUAAAUGGUUAUACAUAAAGAAGACCCAUUACUUCAUAUAAAGAGCAUAUGCUUCGAAAAAGCUGAGUCUGGUCAGUAGCAGAUGCAGUUCGAAGAGAAAGGUUGUUCUGUCCGAUUCUCAGCACGAUGGCAGAUUUUGUGGAUGUGAGGCAUGUUAAACAAUACAUGCCCCGUUUACCCACACUUGAUCGUGAUUUCAAGAUGUUAUUCCGUUUUGAAGAACAAAAUGUACAGUGGCUUGCGGACAGAUUUUUAGGCACCAAUGAAGAAACUCGGGGAGGCGCCUUGUCAUCUUUCCAUAGAAUGAAGAUAUGUUUGCGUUACCUCAGUGAUCAUGGCUAUCAAAAAGGUAUCGGUCAAGAACUUGGUGUUAGCCAAGCAACGGUAUCACGGACUGUGAAUACAGUAGUUGAUAGCAUAAUUGCUCAUGCGAAUGAAUGGAUAAAGUUUCCAACUACCAACAGAGAAAUAGUAGAGGCAAAACAGUUAUGGCAAAGGAAGUAUAAGUUUCCGACAGUUAUUGGUGUCAUCGAUUGUACUCACGUGGGGAUACUGAAACCAAAGCUGCAUGGAGAUGAGUACAUUAAUCGAAAAGGCAAGUCUACUCUGAAUGUUCAAGCCACUUGUGAUGCCAAAUAAAUGUUCACUAGUGUUGAUGUUAGUUGGCCUGGAUCCGUGCACGACUCAAGGAUAUGGAGAAAUUCACAAGUGUGUUUACAAUUAAGAACUAAAGCUAAUGCUGUGCUACUUGGUGAUGACGGAUAUGGAAUAGAGCCAUGUCUCAUGACUCCAUAUCGAAAUCCUACAUCCCCUGCUGAGGUAAAAUAUAACAAGCUUUUAAAAAAAGAGAGAGUAAUAAUUGAACGAUGCUUUGGCCAACUGAAACGUCGAUUUCCUAUCUUACAAUAGUCGCGUGAAGUUGGAAAAUGUACCGAAAAUAAUCGUUACCUGUGUCGUGCUCCAUAACAUUGCAAAAACUUUAGGUGAUCCUGACUUCGAGCCAGCUGAAGAGAUACCAGAAGAUGAAGAAAACCAUGACAACAAUCGUGAUGAACUAGCUCUUCGCCAACAGGGACAGGAAAUCAGGAACAACUUGAGCAUUGUAAUAUACAACUUUAAUAAUUAAAAAUAAUGUUACAAC